Amborella trichopoda is the source of this 2012-nucleotide messenger RNA. Its product is annotated as beta-phenylalanine coenzyme A ligase. Gene Ontology annotation, molecular function: CoA-ligase activity. The record is from RefSeq and is a predicted model, not a curated record. NCBI's taxonomy places the organism in Eukaryota, Viridiplantae, Streptophyta, Magnoliopsida, Amborellales, Amborellaceae.
CAGAGAUUAUUGGGAAGGCAGGGCCGUCCGCCAAGAGAGAGAGAGAGAGCUGAGACAAAAUGCCGGCGACUACAAAGAGCUGGCAGCAUCUCCAACGAAUCUCCCUCCUUGCAUUCAUCGUACGGCCCCACACCCACACCAUUUCUCUCUCCAUGCACAAUAGAGGGAGAAGGGCAAGCAACACCUCCUUGGCUUAAACAAGAGCAGAGGCACAGGGAGCAGCCAUGGCUGAAGAGACAGAACUGCCUUUCGCCACCACUAGCGGCGGCUACUGUGAAACCACCGGCGUCUACCGCUCCCUCCACCACCUCACCCACCUUCAACGCAUCCCCACUGUCCUUUCUAUCCACACCGCUUCCUUUAUCCUCUCUCAUAUGCCCACCCACCAGUCCAACCCAGCAAUCAUCGACUCGGCCUCAGACACCCGGGUGUCGUAUUUGGAACUCCGCCACUCGGCCUUGUCUCUCGCUGCUGGCCUCCACCAUGCCCUCGGCGUAUGCAAGGGGGAUAUCGUCCUCCUCCUCUCCCCAAACACCGUACUCUACCCUGUCAUGUGCCUGGCAGUCCUGGCCAUUGGUGCCAUCCUCUCCCCCGCUAAUCCCCUUAACACUGCUGAGGAGCUCUCCAAGCAAAUUGCGAGCUCUGGCUCCAGACUCGUCAUCUCGGUUCCAGAGGAGGAACACAAAUUCUGGUCAUCUGGUAUCCCCAUUCUCCUCACAAAAAAUGAUGCUGAGCACCGCACAGAGCUCACGGUGGAAGAGCUCAUCCGGUGCUGUGACCCGGCAGAAGCGCCAGAGGCAGGCGUGACACAAUCUCACACAGCUGCUCUACUCUACUCCUCGGGCACCACCGGGACCAGCAAGGGAGUUGUCCUCACCCACGCCAACCUCAUCUCCACCAUCUCCCUUCUCCGAUGGACUGUGCAAGUCAAGGGCUCCGGCUCUUCAGGAGUGCACCUCGACAUCAUCCCCAUGUUCCAUGUCUAUGGCCUCAUGUUCUUUGGCCUGGGGCUUUUCUCCCUCGGUGCCACUGUGGUGCUCCUCCCCAAGUUCGACUUCCACACCAUGCUAAAAGCUGUGGAUCGAUACAAGGUGACCGACAUCCCGGCAGUGCCACCCGUUGUCCUUGCACUCUCAAAGGUUUCACAAACAACUAAAGCUCAGUACGACCUAUCGUCGCUGAGGCGGGUGACUUCAGGAGCUGCACCUCUCAGCGACGAAGUAAUGGAGGGGUUCAGGGAGAGGUUUCCUGACGUCGAGAUCACGCAGGGCUAUGGCCUCACUGAGAGUUGCGGAGCAACCUCCUUUACCGUAAAAGAGGAGGAGGUGAGGUAUCGGCCGGGUUCAGUCGGGCAACUGUUGCCGGAGUUUUGCGCAAAGGUGGUGGAUGUGGAGAGCAAACUGCCCUUGCCACCGAGUCGGAGGGGGGAGCUGUGGUUGAAGAGUCCGACGGUGAUGAAGGGGUAUCUGGACAACGAGGACGCUACAAAAGAAACUGUGGUUCAGAAGGGGUGGCUCAGAACUGGUGAUUUGUGUUACAUGGAUGACGAUGGGUUCCUCUACAUUGUGGAUCGCCUCAAGGAGCUCAUCAAAUAUAAUGGUUUCCAGGUAGCACCAGCCGAGUUGGAAGCCAUAAUCCAGGCUCAUCCGGAGGUUUUAGAUGCAGCAGUCGUACCUGUUGCUGAUAAGGAAACGGGGCAGAUACCAAUGGCGUACGUUGUGAGAGCAAUUGAUUCGCAUUUAACAGAGGAGCAAAUGAUGUCUUUCGUUGCAGCAAAGGUUGCCCCAUACAAGAAGGUGAGAAAGGUAAAAUUCAUAAAUUCUAUUCCCCGGUCUGCAGCAGGAAAGAUCCUAAGGAAGCAACUACUCAUGCCUGUCUCCAUGUUAUGACUUCCUUGGUCAGGUUAAGAACUAAUAUGUGGUUUGGAGACCUAAACUCAGGUAUGUAAGGGACUUACUGCAUGGAGAUUAAGACAAAUCUUACGGAUUAAUAAAGCAUAUUUACUUACAAAA